UUCAUCUGAUCCUCAUACUGUGAUCAUCAGCAUGUGUGUAAAGCGUGAGCUCAACGUGAGUUCAUCUGAUCCUCAUACUGUGAUCCUCAGCAUGUGUGUAAAGCGUGAGCUCAACGUGAGUUCAUCUGAUCCUCAUACUGUGAUCCUCAGCAUGUGUGUAAAGCGUGAGCUCAACGUGAGUUCAUCUGAUCCUCAUACUGUGAUCAUCAGCAUGUGUGUAAAGCGUGAGCUCAACGUGAGUUCAUCUGAUCCUCAUACUGUGAUCCUCAGCAUGUGUGUAAAGCGUGAGCUCAACGUGAGUUCAUCUGAUCCUCAUACUGUGAUCCUCAGCAUGUGUGUAAAGCGUGAGCUCAUUGUGAAUGCUUCACACUCCGGUCCAGUUGGCGGUGGUAAAUGCACCAUCUAAGCUGGUCUUCCAACCACCAUAAAACAUGUAAAGAAGAAGAAAAAGUUGUGCAUGGUAUUGUUACACCGCAGAAAUGGUGAGUGGCCUAUUUACAUACUUUUAGAUGUGCAAUGUGGUCUGGUCUUUUUUUUUUUUUUAGCAGAGUACUGCUCACACAUGCUACAUGUGCACCAGCCAUUUUACCUUCAGUAAUCACACCAAAAUUGCUAGCUGCAGCUAGUUUGCAUAUCAGUAUUUGUGAAUUGUUAGGCCUGUUAUGUCAGAUCAUUACAACAUUACUAACUUUAUAUUUCAAUAUAUUAAUUUUUUUUAUUUAUACUUAUAUUUCAAUAAUUAACAAGCGCUGUAAAACAACAGUAAGCAAGAAUGCUGCACUGGUGGAAUAGCGUAAACUAUCAUUGCUCUUUGGAUAAAAAGAUGAAGUACGCCUACUCUUAGACACUCAUAUUAAAGAUAAAAAGCCUUAUUUCACCACGCUAUAUGACUAGUUUUUUAACAACAACUUCUAUCUGCGGAACUGUAGCUGUUUUAUGUUAAAAGCUUCAACGUCACUUCCCAUUUACCAAAACUCAAAGUGACUGACAUUCAUCCUCUUAUUAACAUAACAAGCAACUUUACCCAGACAUCAGAUGCAACACUACAUCAUUAAGAAUGUAAAGUGUAGAUCUACAAAAGUGUAGUUUAAAGUACUUUAUGAUACACACUUUCUUUAGGAUACACAACAAUUGUCCAAAGAAGACUUCUUAAACAAUUAUCAAAUACAGUAAUCAGUGAGAGUGGCUAAGGUUGUCCUCUCAAACAAAAAAAAUUUGUAAAAGAUUUAUGUGUUUCAUAUAAUGUUUUACUAAUACAGAAGUUCUUUUUGGCCUGUUAGGAUUUGGAAACAAAAAUUAAGGCAUUGAAAAGACAGCAACAAAAAGCUCGUAGAAAAUCAAAAAAGAUCAUUUUGGCUCUUCAGAAAAAAAAUGAAAACACUUCUGAUAGUGAACACUCCUCCAGAGAACUUGAAUCAGACUACUCAUCAGACGACUCAGGAAAUAUGCUGAAUGUUGUGGAGCAGCAUCUAAAUGAAGACUUGCAAGAACAGUAUGAUUCAGAAUCACAACAGAAUACCAUAAUUAAUAUGCAAGAUCAAGUGCUAUGGUAUGAAAUUGAUAGACUAAAUGAUUCCAUGGAUGUUACCAGUGAAAGUAACUCAGAGCUAGCUUUGUCUCUGGAGAAAAAGCUGUCUGAGUGGGCAAUGAAAUUCAACAUCUCCAUGACCUCUCUCACUCAUUUGCUUAAGAUUUUGAAGGAACAUGACAUUGAUGUUCCAGCAGACGGACGAACACUAUUGAAAACACCUCGUUCUGGCAGUUUGAGAAUAACAGAAAAAUCAGGUGGCAAAUACACAUAUUUUGGAUUAAAGGAAGGUCUUACGCAUACUCUGUCUGAGCAAGACACUUCAAAAUACGACCACUUUGAGAUUUCUUUGAAUAUUGAUGGCCUACCCAUUUUCAAGUCCAAAAACCUCACAAUGUGGCCACUUCAGUGUGCUGUCAUCAACAUUGAUGAAGUGAAAAACAGUCCUUUUGUUGUUGCUCUGUUUUCUGGAGCAAAGAAACCAAAUGAUUUGGAGUUUUUGAGGGAUUUUAUGGAGGAGCUGCAAGAACUGAUGGAAACAGGCUUUAAAGGGAAGAGAAUUGUCCUCAAAAACAUCAUAUGUGAUGCACCAGCACGAGCCCUCAUCAAAGGAAUAGUUCAGUUUAAUGGCCGCUAUGGCUGUGACUUUUGUGAUGUAAAGGGAGUUCAUGAGAGCAAAAUGCUUUUUUUGUAUAAAGGAAAUCUCAGAACCAAUGAGUCAUUUAGACAGAAGACAAAUCCUGAACAUCACAAAACAGAUAGCAUUCUUUUGAAUCUGGACAUUGAUAUGAUCAGGCAGUUCCCAAUAGAUCCCAUGCAUUGUGUAGAUCUAGGAGUGACUAAGCGAAUGUUGAUGCUGUGGAAAGAAGGACCUUUGGCCCAUAGAUUAUCAGCUGGACAUCUUAGCACCAUUACUUAUUUUCAUCAAGCUGUCCGACAUCACAUACCUCCUGAAUUCAAUAGGAAACCCAGGGGGUUAGAUGAACUGAAGCACUGGAAAGCAACUGAAUUCCGAACAUUUUUGCUUUAUACUGGACCAGUGAUUUUGAAAUAUGUUCUCGAUAAGGAGAAGUAUAUUCACUUCCUUUCACUUAGUAUUGGAAUGCGCAUCUUGUACAGUGAAAACCUAAUGGAGCAUCGUGAUUAUGCAGAUGAGCUGUUAACAUAUUUUGUUGAAAAAGGUAGCAGCCUGUAUAGCAUGAGUUUCAUCUCAUAUAAUGUGCAUUGCUUGCUACAUCUCACUGAUGUUGCAAAUUACAACAGAUCAUUACACUAUUGUUCAGCGUACAAGUUUGAGAACAAUAUGGGUCAAAUCAAGAGGUUUAUCCGCGGUUCAAGUGAUCCACUGAUUCAAGUAGCUAACAGAUUGGCAGAGAGGCAAGCAAUAUCAAGUUCUAAGAAAUCAAAUGUUAACUCUGGUACGCCAAAGACAAAAGAAUGUUACAGAAUGACCAAUGAUAGCUACUGCCUUAUACAUGGAGUUCAAGAAAAUCUGAUUUUUUGUGAGGUUUUUUUGCAGAAUGGAACCUUUGUACACUAAGCCAUGUGACUCCAGAAUAAUUGGCAUAUUCAAAGGAUUUCGGAAUCACACUAAAAUGUUACAUACUGACACCACUCAACUGAGACAUAAAGCAAUCAUGAUACCUUUGUCAUUGAUUGAUAAAGAUGAAUACAAUGCGGUAGCGCUUAUACCGCUCAUGCAUUCAGUUUGAUUAGUUAGUCAAGUAAGUCAGUAAGGCAGGGUUUUUGCCUUUUUUAUUGCAUGUUAUCCUGAUUUUGAUCCAAAGACUAUGAAUAAUGUGUGUGUGUGUGUGUGUGUGUGUGCGUGUGCGUGCGUAUUUCAGUAUCGAAUUUGUUUAUUCGGUGAUGGACAGACAUCUGUUGUACCAAUCAGUUGGAUUUUUGAUGACAAUGGAACAUUGAAGUGUCGAUGGACAUCAUCACUCUCAAACAUUAAAAACAAUUCUCCACCAAACCCUAACUGGAAGGUUUAUGACAUUGUGAAGAUCGUUGGACCAUCAAUUGGAGACUAUGAUCAAGCAAAUCAAUACAUCUCAGAUUACACAACGGGGGUCUCAGCAGCAGAGGACUCAAUUACUUAUUCAAUGACAGACCCUGCAGUUGUGGAAUUACCUGAGAAGAGAAAAAGGAAAAAUAAGCUCUGUGAUGAAAGUGACAUCAAUUCAGAGACAUCUUCCUGUGAAGAUGAUAUGAACUUGAAGCAGUCAGGAAAUGAAGUGAAGCAAUCUGGUCUGAAGUCAAGAAAUGUCCCACUGCCCAAACCUCCUAUAUACCAUGAUACUCUUCAGAGAAGUGGGAAAAAAGAUGAGGAUGAUCCCAAGCCCACAAGCUCUGAUGUCUCAGAAUUUCAUGAUCUUCAACAACAUCACAUGACUUAUAAAGAAAUUACAGUGCAAACCAGGAUACCAGAUGAUGUGCAUUUAAAGAAGUCAAGAAAUGCAAUGAAGCGAGUUGGUCUGAAGACAAAGAAUGUUCAGCUGGCCAAAACUCCCAGAUACCAUGUAGUCAAGAGUCCACUUAUUCAGAAAGCUCUGUGUGUCAAAACAUCUGGUGACUGUCUGGAUGAUAACAAUGAAAGCCCUGAUGACAGUUAUUUAAACUCAAGCCAGCCCAACCCAGUAUUCUUAGAUACUCUUCAGGGAAAUGUGGCAAUGCAUGAGGAUGAUCAUCCCAAAAGCUCUGCUUCUUCAGGGAAGGAACCAAAGGAAACAAAAUGCAAAGUCACCAUGGAGAAAUUGUUUGAUCUGAAUACUAAGAUACUCCAACAAAUUCAAAUGCUGGAACAGAGACAAGCUGUCAUCAUGAAUGACUUGGCAAAAGUUAAGUCUGUUCUCAUGAAGCGGGCAGAAGAAGAUGCCCAUGAGGAACUUUUUAAACAACAACAGUGCUCCAGCUUUGAAACGUUUGAAGCCUUCUGUCAGAGGCUUGAAGAAGACAAAAAUUAUCGAGAGCUUUAUGUACACUAUCUCAUCCAUACUCACGGCAGCUCCAAUAUAGGUGAGAUGCUGAGACAGGCUUUAAAAAGCAUAGCGUCAGACAAUGUUCUCUGUCUGUAUAACAGAACGGGGAAAGAUGGGAAGAAGGUGUUGCCACCUGUGCUCCUGACAUGUUUGAAAAAAUGUGUCAGGUCUUUUCACAAACAAAAUGAAAUAGAGGUGAAGAAGCUAAAAGUAACCACUAACACCAGACGCGGAAUGUAUUCGCCAAGUAGAAAUUUUUUUUGUCCAACGCCAACACCAGGCUGAAAAGGAAACCAAAUAAAGGAAAAAGCUGACUUUUUGUUUGAUUGUUUUUAUUGAUGGAAAUAAAGAAUGUGGGUGUAAAAGUUUGAGUUAACUGAAUCAUUUUAGAUAACAGUGAACUAACACAAUUAUUGCAUAGUGGUGUUAUAUGGUGAUCUUACAGUAUGAGCACACAGUGAGUGCGCAGUGACA
Messenger RNA from Megalobrama amblycephala (Wuchang bream), 4983 nucleotides. RefSeq lists its product as uncharacterized. The record is from RefSeq and is a predicted model, not a curated record. The coding region runs from base 3319 to 4794 and encodes 491 amino acids. The transcript has 14 exons. NCBI's taxonomy places the organism in Eukaryota, Metazoa, Chordata, Actinopteri, Cypriniformes, Xenocyprididae.